AUGGCUAUUGCAAAGGUGUAUAGAAGGAGUUUGACUUUACUUGCACUCGAUAAAAGACAGAAUUGUCUGAGUUACAUAUCAAUUUGGUGGCAGAAGUCACUUAAAAAAUCUCAGGGCAGACCAGAGAAAUAUCUAUAUAGUAUAGAUCAGUCAUAUCGCAAUGCAGAUCAGCCAAAGCAGACAAAUCACCAGGUAGAGCAAACCAAUCACCAUGCAGAACUGACAAAUAAUCAUGUAGAGCAGACAAAUCGACAAGCUGAUCAGACAAAUCGCACAGCAGAACUGACAAAUCGUCAUGCAGAGCAGACACAUCGUCAUGCAGAGCAGACAAAUCGUCACGCAGAGCAGACACACCGUCAUGCAGAGCAGACACAUCGUCACGCAGAGCAGACACAUCGUCAUGCAGAGCAGACACAUCGUCACGCAGAGCAGACAAAUCGUCAGACAGAGCAGAUAAACCAAGCAGAGCAUACCAUUGUCCUGCAGAGCAGACGAAUGGCCGGACAGAGCUGA
Messenger RNA from Lottia gigantea (owl limpet), 513 nucleotides. RefSeq lists its product as hypothetical. The transcript has 2 exons. Lineage: Eukaryota; Metazoa; Mollusca; Gastropoda; Lottiidae. The record is from RefSeq and is a predicted model, not a curated record. Bases 1 to 513 code for a protein of 170 amino acids.